Molecule: messenger RNA, 300 nt
Organism: Sphenostylis stenocarpa
Lineage: Eukaryota; Viridiplantae; Streptophyta; Magnoliopsida; Fabales; Fabaceae
Source: the annotation of a GenBank genome assembly
AUGGCCAUCCAGCAGGAGCCGUUGGAGGGCAGACGACCGUCCACCCUUGCCAGAUGGCCGUCCGGAGGUUGCCGUUGGGGGCAGACGGCCGUCCACCAUUGCCAGACGGCUAUGCGAUUAAUGAUGGAAUCCGUUGUUGAUCUUAACAAAAAGGAACAUACAUUGAGAAAAGAAAAGGAGCUUUUGGAGAAACAGAUUAAGGCAAUGGGAAAUGCUAAUGAUGUCAGCAACAAGGUGACACUGAAUGUGGAGUGUGAUAACACAGAUGAGCUAGGAGGCAGGCAUGACACUGGAGCUAAC